AUGUCUCGAAAGAUUCCAGUGAUCACGCUCGAAGAGCACUUCAUUUCCCAGGCAAUCCUUGACUACUAUGAUCAACAGGGGCAACAGACCACCCUUCCAGAAUCACAUUCUCACAUCAUGAGCUCGCUGCGAGAGGUUGGGCACCAGCGUCUCAAGUCGAUGGAUUCCGGCCGGGUGAGCUUGCAGGUCAUCUCUCACCGACCCAACUCUAUCCCAAUUCCGCCAGAAAUUUGCACAGCGGCCAACAAUGAAUUAUACGAGGCGAUCAAGUCAUCCCCUCGCCCGGAACGUUUUGCCGCCUUCGCAAUGCUUCCGACUCUCCACCCCGAAGCCGCCGCGAAAGAACUCAAACGUUGUGUGUCCGAGUUGGACUUUGUCGGCUCCCUGAUAGACAAUCAGACUGACGGACGAUUCUACGACGACACAUUUUUCUGGCCAAUAUUUGCCGCUCACGAACAGCUGGACGUGCCGGUCUAUCUCCAUCCCGCACCACAUCCGGUGCCCAGUGAUUCCCCGUUCCAGGGUAACUAUGCACCUCAAGUGGCCACGUUCCUUGCGAAUCACGGCUUCAGCUGGCACGCAGAGGUUGCCCUGCACGUCAUCAGACUGUUUGCAUCGAAACUAUUCGACGCCCAUCCGAACCUCAAAGUGCUACUAGGCCACAUGGGAGAAAUGCUCCCAUUCCAACUAGAUAGGAUACACAAGCUGAUCCAGAAAACAUGGCCCGUGUCCUUGAAACCUCAGCGACACCUCCUCCAAGUCUGGCAUGAGAACAUCUACAUCACAACCGCCGGCAUGUUCAGCCUUGCCCCGAUGGCCUGUCUGAUCCACAUGUGCUGCGCCGACAAGGUCCUCUAUAGCGUUGACUACCCCUUCUGCAGCAAUCAAGACGGGCUGCGAUUCCUGUACCAACUACGGAACAGCGAGAUGGUCAACGAUCAAGACUUUGAAGCCAUCACCUACAGAAAUGCCGCACGGCUCUUGGACCUGAAGAUCACCGAGGACAAUGAUGUUGGAAUUGAGGUUGACGAGGAUGAUGACGCAGAUGGGUACCGUCUGCGGCCUUGGUUGUCUACCGACAGCGCCUCGGGUAAUAUUAAUGGCGGCCCCGACUUUGCACGCUCGCCACUCGAGACCGUCAAAGAGUAG
Exophiala spinifera is the source of this 1149-nucleotide messenger RNA. RefSeq lists its product as uncharacterized. Gene Ontology annotation, cellular component: cytoplasm; cytosol. Gene Ontology annotation, molecular function: carboxy-lyase activity; hydrolase activity. Bases 1 to 1149 code for a protein of 382 amino acids. The record is from RefSeq and is a predicted model, not a curated record. The transcript has a single exon. Lineage: Eukaryota; Fungi; Ascomycota; Eurotiomycetes; Chaetothyriales; Herpotrichiellaceae. Gene Ontology annotation, biological process: secondary metabolic process.